GUCAAAACAUGUUUUCUUUUCCUGGCUUAGUCUUUCUGGAAACAACAUCAGGGGAAUCGGAUGAGGUGGCCACUUUGGUUUUCAACUUUUUAGGCAAUGGAUUGCGACGGUGGGAUAUCAAAGUGACUCAGUUUCUUUGUACCAAUGCCAACCGGCCCCCCCAAGGUUGCCUUCAAUUCUACACGGGCCUUCAAGGCCGGAUCACAAGUUUCAACUUCGCACCCACAACGGGUUCAAUUCACCUGGCCAACCAAAUGUAUUCGGUGUGUUUGAGCAGGAGGGAAGGUUACUGUUGCGUCGAAUUUGAAGUCUGUCGGGAUGUCGAGGAUGCUUUCUCUCUGCACAUGAAUGGAUUGAUCAAGAUUUCGAGCACUGACAACGGCUGCACGGAGGACUACAUUCAAAUUGAAGAAUCGUCUAAUAUGUGCCUGGGGAACGAAAAGGUGUUUUCAAAUCGUUACUGCGGUGGCACUUUCAACGCACUACAAGGGCUCGCCGUCAACAGUUUGGUUUGCGAUUGUACGCCUCCAUUCAUAUUGGACAUCUUUACCGAUGGCGGUCAAUCCUCGACGCUCAACCUUCGUAAUCGAGGCCUUUGUCUGGACUUCCGACGUCGGAAAUGCCCUCUGUCAUAGGCCUUCAACCAUCUGGUUAUGACCCCAUAGAAGUCCGAGAAACGGACACGGGGAUCCCUAUGCCGAGCCCUAAAACUUCCGACAUUUCUCGCUAGAUGGCGCAUGCCACGCUGAAUCCAACCUCUAUGAUCCUAUCAUCAUAUCUUUCCCUUCCAGAGAAAGGCACCUUCUGUACCACAUUCGAAACCAGGGUUCACAAUCCUCCUCUCUUAAUGCUAAUUGAUUUGUACUUUCUUACGAAAUGAAUACACGAAUGCGUGGCUUUAAGUUCA
Tigriopus californicus is the source of this 907-nucleotide messenger RNA. RefSeq lists its product as uncharacterized. The coding region runs from base 9 to 635 and encodes 208 amino acids. Lineage: Eukaryota; Metazoa; Arthropoda; Copepoda; Harpacticoida; Harpacticidae. The transcript has 6 exons. The record is from RefSeq and is a predicted model, not a curated record.